AUGGCGUCGGCGGUUCGCCCACAAAACCUGCUUCUCCUCCUGUGUCUCCUGCUAUGCCACUUCUCUUAUGUUCAUGCUUAUGUCGUGGACCAUUCGGUCCCAGUAUUGGUCCCGCGGAAAGCCAUCGUCUCCAACGCAUCUGGGACCGUAGUAGUGGUCGAUUCGUCUACCCAGGAGACGAUAACUCAGGGUGAUGCGAAUGAUGGAGCAGGCGACGGUUUUUCUCCGCCUGCGAUGUUGUGGAUAGGGUGCUGCCUGCUGAUUGGCGUGCCCUUAUCGUUUGCUGGGAUCAGGGGGUGGAGACUCACGACUGGGGCCGGUAUAGGUCUUUCCGCCGGGGUAUUAUCCUGGUCCGCUAUCAUCAACAGCAUCAAUAGUCAAGGCGUAUCCGACAUCGUGCUCACGUCCAUCAUUCUCGUGUUUAUCUUCUUUGGCUUCUGUUUGGGUGCUUUCGAGUUCGCACGCGUAGGAGGGAUCAUUCUUAUUGUCCUUAAUGGUGGUCUGGCGUUUGGCGUCAGGAUCGUCCUGCUUAAGGGAGGGUUGUUGGGCGGGAGCUCGCUCCAUGUCAACUGGGCGAUUGUUAUCGCCUUUCCCAUACUUGCGGGGCUAUCGAUGAUAUGGAAGCAGAGGCCUCCUUUGCUUUUUGGAUGUGCAUCCGUCGGGCUUUUCUUAAUGCCAUUAGGCAUCGACCUCAUAGUUAACAAGCAAGACGGCAUGAGUCGCGGACUGCGCUACUUGUUCGAUCGCAACACCGCUCAUUUGGCAGACAUUAUGAUUAAUGGAUAUCACCCCAAAUUGUCGACGCAAGUAAUUCUGAUAGUGUCUCUAGUAGCAACACCAAUACUUGCUACGGCCCAGCACUAUGUAUUUCCAAAACCUUUCAAUCGCCACAAGGGUCCCCCGAGUGAUGCGGAGCUCGCCAUUAAUUACCCGACUACGUUUGAGCAAAAGAAAGUGCAAGACUUCUUCAUCGACAUGUGGCACCGGGGAAGCGCUGCCAUUGAAAAACACAACAACGGUAGUCGUUUUAGCCUGUAG
Guyanagaster necrorhizus is the source of this 1038-nucleotide messenger RNA. RefSeq lists its product as uncharacterized. The record is from RefSeq and is a predicted model, not a curated record. The transcript has 5 exons. Lineage: Eukaryota; Fungi; Basidiomycota; Agaricomycetes; Agaricales; Physalacriaceae. Bases 1 to 1038 code for a protein of 345 amino acids.